UGUCACAAUUUUACGAGGUUCUCGACAUCCCGUCGUCGUCGUGCAGUCGAUUAGAACAGCUGUUAGAGAACAUAGCUUUAGUGGAAUCGAACUGACCAAAUGAUAUUUUCCUUAGUGCUGAGUUUUAGAGAGUCAUGAAAUAUCCUCUUCAAUGCAGGUAAUUCUAGAGGCAUCAUCAGACUCUCCUAUAGUCAUUGAAACUUCACCAAAAGCUACUAUUGCUACACUUAUUUCCAGUUACUGCACAAUAAAAGAUGUGGCCUAUAAUUCUGGAUGGAUGAUUAUUGAUGAUAAGGAAAGGGCUUUGCCACAAUUCAGUACUUUAGCAUCCUUAGGAAUAGUAGAUGGGCAAAUUCUGAAAAUUUCUUAUAAAGGACAAUCAUUUCUAUCAAGAGAAAAAUGGCCUUUUAUGAUUGCAUUAGCUGCCUUAAUUAUAUGUGUUGCUGGAAUUCUAGUCAUUUCCAUGAUUUAUGGAUUAACAGGAGGAAAAUAUCCCGAUGAUUACGGCGUCGUUAUGGAUGCUGGAUCUACAAAAACAAAUACACUAUUAUAUUCAUGGAAAAGCAAUAAACAUAAAGGAACUGGCUUAGUAACCCAAGCUACAAAUUGCUUUGCCAAAGGUGGAAUAGCUGAAAUGGAUCCAAUGCAUCUUGAACCUGUAAUAAAUUGUGCCAAAUCUGUUACAAAGCGUGUUGAUCCAAGUGUAAGAAGCAAAACUCCUUUGUUUUUUGCUGCAACAGCUGGAAUGAGGCUUCUCAAUUUAACUAAUCCAGAUCGAGUCGACGAAAUAUUGGAACAACUGAAUUUGAAUUUGACAAAAACUGGUUUAUCUGUGGAAGCUAUAGAAAUCAUUUCAGGGAAAGAUGAAGGAAUUUAUGGUUGGAUUGCUUCGAAUUUUCUUCGAAAAACGUUAGAGACCCCCCAGAAUCCUGAUUCAUGGGUGCCUACUACAUAUGGAUCUUUGGAUAUGGGUGGAGCAUCUAUGCAAAUUACUUAUGCUUUACCAAAAGAUGAAGCAGAAAACGGAACUGAUGUAACAGAACUUGAACUGUAUGAAACAACUCAUUACUUAUUUUCUUUCAGUAAUUUGUGUUUUGGAAGACAAGAAGCUGAAAGAAGACACAGAUCAUUAUUAGUAACGGACAUUACAAAGAGGAAUUAUACGGAUCCUUGUUCCCCAUUUGGUUAUGAAUACGCAGUUUUAGGAAGAGAAUUGUUUGAACGUCCCUGUACAAAAAGCAAAAUUUUUGAUGCACAAAUCAAGGAAGAUCCAAGUAUAUUAGAUAAAAAUUUUACUUUCACUGGUACAAGCAAGCCAGAUAGUUGCAAAAGUGCUGUUUCCAAACUUUUAGAUAAUGAUCUUUGUAAAGAAAAAGGAUUUAAAGAAUGCUUCAGAAGAACACAUAAUAUUUCUAACAAGAAUAAAUUUUUGGCAUUUGCAACUUACUAUUUUACAACAAGUUUCUUGAAUGUAACUAAUACAACAUUAGAAAAUUUUAUAAAAGUAGCUGAAGACUAUUGCUUGAAAAAUGAAUCAGAGGUUGAAAAGAUUACGGAAGAAGAUUACGGAAAAGAAUAUUGUUUUAAUUCACAAUAUAUUCAGGAAGUCUUAACAACAGGAUUUGGUUUCACUCCAACAACAUGGAAAAAUAUUGAAUUUGUAGGAAAGAUUGAUGGAAAAGACGUUGGUUGGUCCUUAGGGUACAUGAUUAAUGCAACAAAUAUCAUUCCAGUCAAAGAUAAAACGCCAAAACUCAUAUCUGCAACUGCAUUAGCAGUUUGUCUUGUUUUAUUCAUAAUGAUUGUAGUUGGUGCAAUUAUAUUCAUUCUAAGGAAUCGGGAUCGGGCAGAUUACAACAGUGCCUGAACUCUCAUUUGUUUCAUCAAACUGUCACUUUAUAAAUGGAAUGUAUUCAAAAGAAGCAUUAAAGAAGCCUAAAACCAAUAUAAGAAGAAAAAAAAUUUCUUCAAUAUUUCUUUCAGAAACUGAACAGUGAAAAGAUAGCAAAUUAGGACGUUUAAAAUAUUUUGAAAACCUUCUUUCUUCAAAUUCACCAUUAUUAUGCCAUGAGAGAUUUUAAAGAUUUACUUGUGAAGUUUACAAAAUAAAACAGAAAUAUUUA
This is a messenger RNA of Parasteatoda tepidariorum (common house spider), 2123 nucleotides long. Its product is annotated as ectonucleoside triphosphate diphosphohydrolase 3. Gene Ontology annotation, molecular function: ribonucleoside triphosphate phosphatase activity; UDP phosphatase activity; GDP phosphatase activity. Gene Ontology annotation, biological process: nucleoside diphosphate catabolic process. Lineage: Eukaryota; Metazoa; Arthropoda; Arachnida; Araneae; Theridiidae. The record is from RefSeq and is a predicted model, not a curated record. Gene Ontology annotation, cellular component: plasma membrane.